CUCCCUUCCUGCUUGCAUGGGAAAUCUUCACGGCAGACAUCUCCAUCUAGCCGUGUGCUAUAAUUGAAAUGGCGCGUUUCGCUGGAGGCAGGUUGUGAGGGGGCUUUUUGCGAUGGCAGAAUGCAUGUCGAUAGACGUCAUUUGGUUUUAAUGGCCUACAGGAAAUUUGGCGUUACAAUACGAGACAUUAGGAAGGGAGAGACAGGACAGGAAAAACUGCCGCAUGGAAAUUGUUUAUGGAGAUCUGCAUAUUCAACAUCAGCAUUUCUUAUAUAGACACUUUAUCAACAAGUUACAGUGCGCUUCAAUAAUCUCUCUGAGUACAAGAGAUGUGAGAAGCGUACCCUGCGUUACUUAUUUUGGGAAAUAUAUGCCUAGCCGAAAAUGCCUGGGGAAAUGUUGCAUCAGACGAAAUGACAAUGAUUAAAAUCUGUUCUUUUCCUCUCUAAAUCUUUUGAGAAACGUAACACUGACCUGGUACUGAACGUCAAACCGUUAGACACCUCCAAACCAGAACUUAAAACCGUUACAUUGAUUGGAGCAUUUUCAUUUUUGGUCAGGAAAUAAGAAAUCAAAACUAAUAAUUCCGUCUAAUUCUAAUAAUAAAUUCGGCAAAACCAGGAAAUAUUCUCAGUUUUUGUCUUAAAAUGAGCUAUAGGGUGCGAGUAGGGUUGAGCUAAUUGUAGCCUAAUCCUUGCCCCAGAGGCGUUUGGAAAGCCUGGAGCAAGAAUUCUUUUUUAGCUCUCCUCUGUUAUUUCGAGACGGAUUAUUGCCUUUCUUCUUCUCAUAAGAGACCCAGCAGUUUCAUUUUAGCAAAAAGAAGGACAGGAAAAAACCCGUGGCAGUCGACCAUCUGAUAUUAAAGUCUACAGAAAUAAGCGCCGAGAAAGGGAAAGAGAUUUCUUCUACGUUCGAGGAAGGAAAAAUCAUGUCACGGCUGUCUUUGACCCGGUCUCCAGUGUCUCCUCUGGUCACUCAAGGAAUCCCUCUGCCAGCUCAGCUGACGAAAGCCAAUGCUCCUGUUCACAUCGAUGUCGGGGGACACAUGUACACCAGCAGUUUGGCAACCCUCACCAAAUAUCCAGACUCAAGAAUCAGCCGGUUAUUCAAUGGCACGGAGCCCAUUGUGUUGGACAGCUUGAAGCAGCACUACUUCAUCGAUCGAGAUGGAGAGAUAUUCCGGUACAUUCUCAGCUUUCUAAGGACCAGCAAACUUCUCCUCCCAGAUGACUUCAAGGACUUCCAUCUUUUGUAUGAGGAGGCCCGGUACUACCAGCUGACGCCCAUGAUCAAGGAGCUGGAGCGAUGGAAGCAGGAGAAGGAGCAGAGGAAGCUGGCGCAGCCCUGCGACUGCCUGGUGGUGCGCGUCACGCCCGACCUGGGUGAGAGGAUCGCCCUCAGCGGCGAGAAGGUGCUGAUCGAGGAGAUCUUCCCCGAGACCGGAGACGUCAUGUGCAACUCGGUCAACGCCGGCUGGAACCAGGACCCCACGCACGUCAUCCGCUUCCCGCUCAACGGCUACUGCAGGCUCAACUCCGUGCAGGUCCUGGAGCGGCUCUUCCUGAAGGGCUUCAGCGUGGCGGCAUCGUGUGGCGGGGGCGUGGACUCCUCCCAGUUCAGCGAGUACGUGCUGUGCCGCGAGGACCGGCGGUGUCAGCCCCUCAACACUUCCAUCAGGAUAAAGCAGGAGCCCCUUGACUGAGGCAUGCUGGGAAGGGAACUGGUGCCAAGGCGGACUCUUCAACAGAACAAACCCCCCCCCCCCCUUCCCUCUGCCCUUUCCCCUGCCUAUAUGUAAACCCCACUCUGAAACCUGAAACCGCGGUGGGUUAGCAGUCUUCAGCUCACAUCUCUAGUUCUGUGGAACACAUCGUUCCGACGGGAAUGUAAUGUCAAAUAGGCCGAAAAAAUGUCUUGAUUCUGUUAAGACCCAAAGAAUUUUCAACACACAAGGACCUGUGAAGAAAAAUCAAAGACAGAUGGACCGUUUCUCCUUCUGCUGCCAAAUGUUUUUUCCCCGUUUUUACGAGGCUCUCAGUCCCAUGUGCCAGGACAUGAGAGCACACUUCAUGGAGGAGGGAAGGCCAGUCUUUCACUUGAGCGUGGUCAGUCAUGUCGUUCGGUCCAUAUGACGCCAGUCUGUUCUGUGUGGAAGUGUGGACUGUUUCAUGGACUGCGCUCAUGGACUGUUUUCAUGUACAGUGCUCAUGAAUGGUUUUCAUAGACUGCACUCAUGGACAGAUUUCAUGGACUGUGCUCAAGGACAGUGCUUAUGUGUGGAGGCUCAGCCAUUUUCUUAGCACUCAUUGGAAGUCAGUAGGGUCCAACCGGCUUACUGGAUACCGAAUGGAACAGUGUGCGCCUCAACACAACAUCAAACCACAGAACAAGACGCAACCACACCGUGUAACACAUCAGCAUAGCAUAGUGCAUAACAGCAAUGUACCAGAGCACACAACACUAAAAACAAGCCAAAACCACACUAACAACACAACCAUACAGUGCAGUACAGGAUAUAGACAAACCACACAGCACAGCACAACAGACUACACUACACAUCAUAGCACACCGCCAACCUGGCUCAUUUCCAACUCAAAUGAUCCUGCUUCUUUCAAUGUUUUCGGUGCCAAACUUAUCGUUUUAGGUUGUUUAUAUAGUACAUUUUCAUCUUUUGCUAUUUUGCAACAAUGACUUACAAAGUGUGAGUUUUAGUUGUUUUUUCAUAUGAAGGAUUUCUGGAAUUUGUUUGCAAGAGUCAUUGGUUUGAAGGCAUGAGUAGGAACUGUUUGGCAGUGGCUGAAACACUAUUGUAUCUGGAGGCUACGUGGCUAAAGUAGUCUAGUUACUAAUGCAUUCAGAAUCAUAGAAGGCCUCAUUGUUCUAAUAAUGCUGGAGGGGUACCUGGAUAUUCGAAAGCGCUGUUCUGAUGUUUCUCAAUAUUCCACCCCCAAAUACACAAUAAUUUUUUUUUAUGAUCUUUGUAUUGUUCUCUCAUAAUUUGUAUCCUUUAUGGUAGGUUUACCCACAAGCGCAAGAUUUCCAUGAAUAACAAAUUGAACAUUCCAAAAAAAGAAAAUAAAACAAUUAAAGCUAUUUUAUGUCAAAUUAGCUUGACAAUUGGCCGUGAUGAUCUGUAGUAAACUUAGUGAAUUUUAUAAAUACCUUUUUUGUAGGCGUAAGAUUCCUAAUUGGCAUUGGGCCACAAUGACUGUCCGCCAUAAUAUGUCAGGCCCGCUUAGGACCUGAUAACCAGUAUCAGAACCUGCUGUGGGGGAAUAGUUAUGAAGAGUGGGCCUGCUCUGUGCUCGAUUUCCUUUUUUUGCACUUGGCAGUCCCCCCCGCUUUCUCUGGGACGAGGCGUGACUAUGGAAGCAGUCGGUGAGGCCCCUUGUCGAGGUCGUACCCAGGGGCAGUUAUUUCCUGUUACCCCCCCAGCAACCCUGCCCCCCCCCCCCC
This is a messenger RNA of Anguilla anguilla (European eel), 3456 nucleotides long. Its product is annotated as BTB/POZ domain-containing protein kctd15-like. The coding region runs from base 929 to 1702 and encodes 257 amino acids. Gene Ontology annotation, biological process: protein homooligomerization. Lineage: Eukaryota; Metazoa; Chordata; Actinopteri; Anguilliformes; Anguillidae. The record is from RefSeq and is a predicted model, not a curated record. The transcript is spliced from 5 exons. Gene Ontology annotation, molecular function: protein binding.